Messenger RNA from Aspergillus novofumigatus IBT 16806, 1194 nucleotides. Its product is annotated as Ankyrin repeat protein. NCBI's taxonomy places the organism in Eukaryota, Fungi, Ascomycota, Eurotiomycetes, Eurotiales, Aspergillaceae. The coding region runs from base 1 to 1194 and encodes 397 amino acids. Gene Ontology annotation, cellular component: cytoplasm. Gene Ontology annotation, molecular function: ubiquitin-protein transferase activity; protein binding. The record is from RefSeq and is a predicted model, not a curated record. The transcript has a single exon. Gene Ontology annotation, biological process: protein ubiquitination.
AUGACACCACGACACCUGUUCACGCUGCCGGUGGAGCUCGUCAUUGAGAUAGCUCAAUAUCUCUCAUCACCGAGUGUGUCGGCUUUGGUUCGCACAUGUCACCGUGCAUACGACCUCCUCAACCAAGUCCUCUAUUCCGUGCCUGUCAAACGGCUCUCCGGCGUCCUUGCAUGGGCGAAUUGCGCGGAGAAGCAACGGACCAUGCAUCAUCUUCUAGAUCACAACCUAAUCAGCGUGUUGGAGGUUAAACACCACGCCCUUUGGUACGCUUGCUCAGCUGGCUCCGUUGAGAUCGUCACACGGCUUUUGGACAGUGCUCCAGAUUUGCCAGGUGAUUGUGGCCCAAUCCUCUCCUGCGUCGCGGGAGUCAAUCGGAAGCAGAUCAUUAUGAUGCUUCUGUCUGCCGGCACGGACUUGGCUAGGUACGACUUUGGCCAGGUGGGGGAGCUCCUCAGUGGUUGGGCCCCGGAGGACCUGGAAGCCCCCCGAGCUCUCGUCAGACAUGGCCUCGAUAUCCAUCUGGUUGACUCCGACGGUGAUAAUCUGCUGCACCGGGCCGUCAAGAAAAACCUACCGAUCGCGGACAUUGCGUUCCUCCUGGACGAGGGACUGGACAUCAACCACCGCAAUGGCCUCGGCCGGACUCCACUUGUCGCUGCGAUCGCGAUCGAGGACAGCGCUCUGACCGAGAAGCCGGACAUAGUGGAGUUGCUGCUACAGAGAGGAGCAAGGACCGGCCUUCCAGACAACCGGUCCUGGUAUCCUCUGCAUCAAGCGGUUUUCGACGCGAAAACAUGGGCUGUACGACUGCUGGCGCAAUAUGGCGCCGAUCUUGAGGCUCGGACUUCCUACGGCGAAACACCACUUUAUAUGGCCUGUAGCGUCUACUCGCAAUGUGAGAAGGUCAUCAAAGCACUGUUGGACGCUGGGACAUCUCCGGCCGCUCAUGUAACAGGACGCCGGGGAGAGAAACGGACCCCGAUGCACCUAGCCUUAGCGAAGCGCGACCCAAUCCGCCGCGGCAUCCGCGUACGGUACCUGUUUGACGCCUGGAUGGCCAUGUCUCCGGCAUUGCCGCCCGCGGAUGUUGUCUUUGUCGCGGCGGCGGCACUGGGAGAGGUGGGUGUUUUGCAGAAACUGCUAGUCUCCAAGACGGUAAACAUCGAGGGAGCGGACGGGGAACAACGGCUCUGA